GCGGAAUCUAUGAUUUGGAGACGGGCAAUGUGGAAUUCUUGGGAAAGAGCCCGCAGCAGGCCCAGCUGCUGGAGUCCAGCAUGCCUCUCCCGCCUUCGAUGUUGAGCGGCGCCCCGCAGCGCUAUCCCACCGUCUUCGACGCGAUGCCUGGAGACCUCUUCGCGCUCCGCAGCCGGCAGAAGGGAGCAUUGUUGGCAGCCUGGAGUUCUGCACCGGCAAGUUGGGCGCCCAGCUUGUCCUGGCCACCGGGCAGUGCCCUCGAGGGCCUUUUGCAGGGCUUGGCUGGGGUGGCGCAGCAGGCCAGCGAGGACUUGGGCCCAGGGGCUCAGGAGGCCAAGCUCAUCGCUCACGCCGUGAAGGUGAACGUCUUCCAAAUGAACUUCCUCUUGAAGUUCUCUGAGCUGCUGCGCGACCUGGUGCGCAAAGGGGACCUGCAGAUCCAGGGAGGCAUCUAUCACCUGGCCUCAGCCGGCAAGGUUCUCCAGAGCAUGCGUGCGGAUUUGAACAAGAUGGGUCAGGCUCCCCACACUGCUCUGGUUGGUUGUGCAGAUUCCCGCGCGGCCCUGGAAACCGUCUUCGAUGCCUUUCCUGGAGACCUCUUUGUCCUGCGCAAUGCUGCGAACACCUGUACGCAUGCUGAGGGCAGCGUGCUCGGCAGCCUGGAGUUCUGCACCG
Messenger RNA from Symbiodinium pilosum, 675 nucleotides. Lineage: Eukaryota; Dinophyceae; Suessiales; Symbiodiniaceae. The record is from the annotation of a GenBank genome assembly.